AUGACAGAAUAUUGGUUAAUAUCUGCACCAGGAGAUAAAACAUGUCAACAGACAUGGGAAACCAUGAAUAAUUUGACAUCAAAACAACACUCUUUAUCUGUCAACUAUAAAUUUCAUAUCCCAGACUUAAAGGUGGGAACAUUGGACCAACUGGUUGGUUUAUCAGAUGAUCUAGGAAAACUCGAUGCUUAUGUUGAACAAGUAACACGUAAGGUGGCAACAUAUCUGGGAGAAGUUUUAGAAGAUCAGAGAGAUAAGCUCCAUGAAAAUCUUUUGGCUAACAAUAGUCAAACGUCAGUGGAUGGGGAGAGCUCGAGCCCCGAAGGGGGUCCGGACACCCCGCCAAACACCCCCGUCACCCCAUCACACAAGUCUUCAAAGGAGCAUCACAAGCAGUGGAAGGAAUCGGAGAAAUGUGAUCCAGAAGCAGCCGCCUGUUUAGGUCAGCAUCAUCACCAGCGUCAUCAUCACGAGCAUCAUCAUAGUCAUAAACAUCAUAAUCAUUCUUCUGAUAUGGAAAAGAAAUCACAUAGUCCUCAAGGCAUCUGUGAUGUCAAAUCAUCAAGUGAUCCUUUAUCAGCAUAUUCAUGCUACCAUGCGCAUUGGUGCGCUGCUUCUACCUCUUCCACACCUAUUCCUAGCCCUACUCCCACGAGUCCAAGUCUUUCCCUUUCAUCAAACUGUAGCAGUGAAGGAGAGACCAGAUGGCAGUCGGCAACACGUCAUCGAACUACUGAGAAAGCAGAUCGAUCUACCUCCAAUCGCAAAUCGCUUGGCAAUGACGACGACGAAGACGAUGCGGACCAAAACAACGACCAAGACCAAGACCAAGACCAAGACCAUAGCGGCAAUUUGCCCAAUCCAGGUACCCGUCCUAUCACCGCCAGAUCAACCCGUCGACCCUUUUUCCCCAACAUAGCUGCGAGACUUGUUCAAACCUACUUUUCCUGUGCACCUCGUGAUUCGCCCGUUUUAGCGACCGAUUCUUGUCUUGUCUUAUCUCCUUUGGAGGUAGAUAUAGGAGAGAAAGAAAGUGAGAGAAAGAGAGAAAGAAAGAGAGAGAGGUUGUCAUCUCAUAGUAUUGAAAGUGAUCUACCAUCAUAUAUAACUCGAUUCCAGUGGGAUAUGGCAAAAUAUCCUAUCAAGCAAUCAUUGAGAAACAUUGCUGACAUUAUCAGUAAACAAGUGGGUCAAAUUGAUGCAGAUCUUAAAACUAAAUCUACAACAUAUAAUAAUUUGAAAGGAAGUUUACAAAAUCUUGAAAAAAAACAAACAGGAAGCUUAUUAACAAGAAAUUUGGCAGAUUUAGUGAAGAAAGAACACUUUAUUUUGGAUAGCGAGUAUUUGACUACUUUACUUGUAAUUGUCCCAAGAGCGUAUUUCCAGGAGUGGUACAGUGGAUACGAAAAAUUAACAAAAAUGAUAGUUCCACGUACCACACAACUUAUUGCUCAAGAUUCUGAGUAUGGAUUAUUUACUGUUACUUUGUUUAAAAAAGUUAUUGAUGAAUUUAAAUUACAUGCACGUGAAAAAAAAUUCAUUGUUCGUGAUUUUACAUAUAAUGAAGAAGAACUAGCCGCAGGAAAAAAUGAGAUAACAAAAUUGGUAACUGAUAAAAAGAAACAAUUUGGACCUCUUGUACGUUGGUUAAAAGUUAACUUUAGUGAGUGUUUCUGUGCAUGGAUUCAUGUUAAAGCUUUACGCGUAUUUGUAGAAUCUGUUCUAAGGUAUGGGUUACCUGUAAAUUUCCAAGCGAUAUUGUUACAUCCUCAUAAAAGAUGUGCAAGACGACUACGUGAUGUCCUGAAUCAGCAUUAUGCUCAUUUAGAUUCCUCUGCUACGGCAUCAUCUGCUACGCAGGGAAAUCAAGAUGUAAGUUGUAAUGUUUAGACAAUAAAUUAUUUUAAAGCAAUUUAAUUUCUACAUAAAGAAUUUUGUGAUAUAUUACUUAAUAUUCUUUUUAUAUCUGUUUAUUUAAACAGAAUGUGGAUAUACCAGGAUUAGGUUUUGGCCAAAAUGAUUAUUUCCCUUACGUGUAUUAUAAAAUCAACGUAGAUAUGGUUGAUAGUAAAGUCUAAUUAUUGAAGCUGAGUCUAUUUUCUUAUAUUUUAAAUAUCCUUCAUUUACAUAAAACAUACUUCUAUAACUCCAGGUACUUAAAACAGGUGCGUACAAAGUAAUACUGUGUAUUUACAUAAAUUUUGUUUUGGAUUUUCUAAAACUUUGUUGAUUUUGAUUUUUGAUGUAAACAUAAUUAUCGUCGAUUCACUUCCAGGAGUAAACCAAAUAUUUACUCAAAAAUGAUAUUUUUAUAGUACAUCAAAAUACCUGGAAAGAUGUAUGUACUUUGAUAUUAGUUCAAUAUUAACUAUGCAUAAUAGAAUGUACAAUGAUUUGUAUAAAUUUUAACAGAUACAUUUGAAUACAUGUUGCAAAUUUUCUUUUCUUUUUAAACAGGCUAUAUUUGAUUGAACAAGAGACAAAUCAGACUCAUAAAAUAAUUAUUUCUUUAAAAUUACAGCUUUAA
Molecule: messenger RNA, 2527 nt
Organism: Heterotrigona itama
Lineage: Eukaryota; Metazoa; Arthropoda; Insecta; Hymenoptera; Apidae
Source: the annotation of a GenBank genome assembly